Messenger RNA from Diprion similis, 1326 nucleotides. Its product is annotated as ribosome-binding protein 1-like. The transcript is spliced from 4 exons. The record is from RefSeq and is a predicted model, not a curated record. Lineage: Eukaryota; Metazoa; Arthropoda; Insecta; Hymenoptera; Diprionidae. The coding region runs from base 10 to 1311 and encodes 433 amino acids.
AAGAGUCACAUGGAAAAAGGUAAAGGGGAGGAAAAGAAUCAGAUGAAGGAAGAGGAAAAGAAUCACAUGGAAAAAGGUAAAGGAGAGGAAAAGAAUCAGAAAGAGGAAAAGAAUCAGAAGGAAGAAGGCCAAGUAAAGGAAAAGAAUCAGAAAGAGGAAAAGAAUCAGAAGGAGAAAGGUCAAGGAAUGAAGACCAGUCAGAAGGAGCAGGAAUACCAACAGAUUGGGAAAAGCGAAGGAAUGGAGACAAAUCAGAAUAAGGAGAAACACCAACAGAGCGGCAAAGGCCACGGAAUGGAGACAAAUCAGAAUAAGGAGGAAUCCCAACAGAGCGGCAAAGGCCACGGAAUGGAGACAAAUCAGAAUAAGGAGGAAUCCCAACAGAGCGGGAAGAGCCAAGGAAUGAAGUCCAAUGAGAACAAGGAGGAAUACCAACAGAGCGGAAAAAGCCAAGGAAUGAAGUCCAAUGAGAACAAGGAGGAAUCCCAACAGAGUGGAAAAAGUCAAGGAAUGGAGACAAAUCAGAAGAAGGGAUACCAACAGAGCGGCAAAAGCCACGGAAUGGAGUCCAAUCAGAACGAGGAGGAAUACCAACAGAGCGGGAAAAGCCAAGGAAUGAAGUCCAAUGAGAACAAGGAGGAAUCCCAACAGAGCGGGAAAAGCCAAGGAAUGGAGACAAAUCAGAAAAACGAGGGAUACCAACAGAGCGGGAAAAGCCAAGGAAUGAAGUCCAAUCAGAACAAGGAGGAAUCCCACCAGAGCGGGAAAAGCCAAGGAAUGGAGACAAAUCAGAAGAACGAGGGAUACCAACAGAGCGGCAAAAGCCACGGAAUGGAGUCCAAUCAGAACGAGGAGGAAUACCAACAGAACGGGAAAAGCCAAGGAAUGAAGUCCAAUCAGAACAAGGAGGAAUCCCAACAGAGCGGGAAGAGCCAAGGAAUGGAGACAAAUCAGAAGAGCGAGGGAUACCAACACAGCGGGAAAAGCCACGGAAUGGAGUCCAAUCAGAACGAGGAGGAAUACCAACAGAGCGGGAAAAGCCAAGGAAUGAAGUCCAAUCAGAACAAGGAGGAAUCCCAACAGAGCGGGAAAAGCCAAGGAAUGGAGACAAAUCAGAAGAGCGAGGGAUACCAACAGAGCGGGAAAAGCCAAGGAAUGGAGACAAGUCAGAAGAACGAGGGAUACCAACAGAGCGGCAAAAGCCACGGAAUGGUGUCCAAUCAGAACCAACACAAUGGGGCAGUCCAAGGCACGCAGACAAAUCAGCAGAGAGGCGGACACAAAUCGCUUCUAAGUUUGGAAAUAAACUGAGUAAAUGAUUUAGUG